Molecule: messenger RNA, 3687 nt
Organism: Mesocricetus auratus (golden hamster)
Lineage: Eukaryota; Metazoa; Chordata; Mammalia; Rodentia; Cricetidae
Gene: Drd3
Product: dopamine receptor D3
Exons: 8
Coding region: 361-1800 (479 amino acids)
Biological process (GO): adenylate cyclase-activating adrenergic receptor signaling pathway; adenylate cyclase-inhibiting dopamine receptor signaling pathway
Cellular component (GO): plasma membrane
Molecular function (GO): dopamine neurotransmitter receptor activity, coupled via Gi/Go; G protein-coupled receptor activity
Source: RefSeq, a predicted model, not a curated record
CUGAAAAGUACAGUACUGAAGCAGGUCGAGCCACGGAGGGGAGAGAGGCAAGCAGGGUGGAAAUCCAGCUUGCAACACUUCCAUCUCUCUCAGCACCAAGGACAGAGCUUCUGAGCCGCUAACCCAAACAACGUUCAGUGGGGUCCCUCCCAGAGGCUCUAGGGAACACGGGUGCCUUGGCAAAGCAGCUAUGAAACAAGCAGUGAGAUCUGAUAGGAAAGCUGCAAGAGUAGUUCACAAGUAAUUUCCACCUCAGAGGCAAAACCAGGUGAUUUUCUUUCUGUAUGGAAAUGAUUCCAUAGUUUCUGUGUCCUGGGAAAGGCAAAGUUUGCUUUGCUUCCGUGUGUCUGCCAUCAGUAAAUGGCUUCAGGAACUGAGGUGCUAAACUCUACGGUCUCCAGACACCAGAAGAAAUUUUCAGGAAACAUUUUGGUGUCACAUUCCUCUGUCUGGGCUAUGGCACCUCUGAGCCAGAUAAGCAACCACAUCAACUCCACCUGUGGGGCAGAGAAUAUCACAGGUGCCAACCGGGCCCGUCCACAUGCCUACUAUGCCCUGUCCUACUGUGCACUCAUCUUAGCUAUCAUCUUUGGCAAUGCUCUGGUAUGUGCAGCUGUGCUGAGGGAGCGUGCCCUACAGACCACCACCAACUACCUGGUGGUGAGCCUGGCUGUUGCAGACCUGCUGGUGGCCACGUUGGUGAUGCCUUGGGUAGUGUACCUGGAGGUGACAGGUGGAGUCUGGAAUUUCAGCCGCAUUUGCUGUGAUGUUUUUGUCACCCUGGAUGUCAUGAUGUGUACAGCCAGCAUCCUGAACCUCUGUGCCAUCAGCAUAGACAGGUACACAGCAGUGGUCAUGCCAGUCCAGUAUCAGCAUGGCACCGGACAGAGCUCCUGUCGGCGUGUGACACUCAUGAUUACAGCCGUGUGGGUGCUGGCCUUUGCUGUAUCCUGCCCUCUUCUUUUUGGCUUCAACACAACAGGGGACCCCAGCAUCUGCUCCAUCUCCAACCCUGAUUUUGUCAUCUACUCUUCAGUGGUGUCCUUCUACGUUCCCUUCGGAGUGACUGUCCUGGUCUACGCCAGGAUCUACAUGGUGCUGAGACAAAGGAGACGGAAACGGAUCCUCACUCGACAGAACAGUCAGUGUGUUAGCAUCAGACCUGGAUUCCCGCAGCAGUCUUCCUGUCUGCGGCUGCAUCCCAUUCGGCAGUUUUCAAUAAGGGCCAGGUUUCUGUCAGAUGCCACGGGACAAAUGGAGCACAUAGAAGACAAAAACUAUCCCCAGAAAUGCCAGGACCCUCUUUUGUCACACCUGCAGCCCCUAUCUCCUGGCCAGACACAUGGGGAGCUGAAGCGCUACUACAGCAUCUGCCAAGACACUGCCUUGAGGCACCCGAGCUUCCAAGGAGGAGGAGGAGGGAUGAGUCGAGUGGAGAGGACUCGGAACUCCUUGAGCCCCACCAUGGCACCCAAGCUCAGCUUAGAGGUUCGAAAACUCAGCAAUGGCAGGUUAUCCACAUCCCUAAAGCUGGGGCCCCUGCAACCUAGGGGAGUGCCACUUCGAGAGAAGAAGGCCACCCAGAUGGUGGCCAUUGUGCUUGGAGCCUUCAUUGUCUGCUGGCUGCCCUUCUUCCUGACCCAUGUUCUUAAUACUCACUGCCAGGCAUGCCAUGUGUCCCCAGAGCUUUACAGAGCCACAACAUGGCUAGGCUAUGUCAACAGUGCCCUUAACCCUGUGAUCUACACCACCUUCAACGUGGAGUUCCGCAAAGCCUUUCUCAAGAUCCUGUCCUGCUGAAGAGGAGAAGAGGCCACACCCCUCUACCCACUUCAAGAUGCCGGGCAGUUUGGACUCCUGCGCACCAGGGUCUGCGCGGAAUGCCUACACUUUGCUCUGGCACGAGUGGUGUGAAGAUUCGUGAGGCAGGACAAACAGCCCUGGCUAGGAAUAACCAACUGUUUACUCCACAAUAGAAUGGUCUACCUCCCCAGCUUACAUCUGACUUCAUUCUGCCAGUCUUCAAGUUGCUAAGUGCUAGGCAAUAACUCAGAAGUUGACCAAAAAAAAAAUCGUUCAGGACACACACACAGAAUUGUCAUUGGAGACUGGAGACAUGAUGCACUGGAGUGAAAGAAAAAUGAACAGGUCUUGGAAGUCUCACUCUGCCAGGGGUCCUGGAAAUCACAGCCAGGAAGCCGUCUUGUAGACAGUCGUUUCUCUUCUUUCAGACCUGUAAUUAACUGUCAGCGCAGUUAACCUUGAGCAUCCAUGGGGCCGUUUGUUCAUUUUCCUUCAUUCUAUCCCGAACCACGAAAGGCAAGGCCAAUGUUUAUACCUUUCUGUAGGAUGGAACCGGCUGCAUUUGGUGAGGAUCUGCUCAGCCCAGAGCAGACACUGUCCCACAUUGGGACUUGGGUUUUGUUUCGACCCUUAGUGCCCUUACAUGUUAGCUCUGGCUAGCGGGGGUCCUUAGCUUUACUCCCGACUUACUAAGACAAUGUUAGUGUCUUGAUUUCCAGAAUCAUUCAAGACAACACAGUUAAGUGAAGAAGAUUAAGCCAGUUUCCUCUGCAGUGCCAUGGCUGAACUUCGUGCUUAGAAAGUGCCUCCAUAUGCUAUCAUUAGAAGGUUUUCCUAGCCAGGAACUUCCAUCUGCUUAACCAAGGCCCAAAACUUUCAGACAUUGAUAUCCACCAAGUGUUUGGAAAGUGCCAGGCGCCUCUCAGGUUCUGAAUGGGGAACAGUGACUGAGGUAGGGCUGUCCUCAAAGACUUUUGUCUCCCCUUGCCGUUAUGUCUGCCCACAUGGGUGGUAGACUUGCCUCGACUUGCAAAAGGCCUCAGAACUGAGGGUACUGGGGGAGGGCCAGUUCAUCACAUGAUAAUCUUUAUAAAAGCCUCGUCAGAUCCUAAACAUCACCAUUGCAAUGACUGGGUUCAGAGCAAAACAAACACUGGGCGUGGUGACUAAAGAGAGAAAAAAAACCAUCAGAAAUAAUCCGUAAAUGUCAUUCAAAAUUGCAUUUAGAAGGAGCUACAGCAUAUACAUCAUUUACCUCCUCACCUACAGAAGCUAUUUUUUUUUAUUGAUUUCAGAAUCAAGAUCAAAUUUAUGGAUAAUUUAUGAAAUGCUGUCAGCUUGAACUUCAAUAAAUUUACCUUUAAGAGCAUUAGUAUAUAGCAUGACAGGUAGUAGUUGGCACGCUGCUAAAAUGUUAAAGGAGUCCAAGAACUUCACAAAGAACCCAAGGCCUCACCUGCCCCAUCCUUAUCCGUCUGACCCUGAGUUAGUUGUCUGAUAGUCCUGAAUGGUUUGGUUCCAGCACUUAAAGGUGUUAUUAUCUGUAAUAGUUGGUAUUGUAACACAGUGUGAAAACCCAAAUCCUCUCCGCCCACUUCAACUUAGUGCUAUAGGUUUUUAUUACAAGCAAGCUGAGUCAGUCCUGGACAACUAAAUCCACAAAAGUAAAAGUUUAUGAUUUCUAGAUUUCCCCAUUUAAAAAAACAAAUAAAAACAGAUGAGCCUGUGGGGUAAAAUAUUAUAGAAUUCUGUGUGAAAACAACCAGAAUCUGGGGGCAGAAACACGAACACUAUACCAAUCCCUUUGUGAAGAAGAAUGACAGCAAAUAUUUUUUAUUCUGUUUCAUUUUAUUUUAUGCAUGUAUGUAUGUGUACCACAUGCGU